AAGCAGAAAUUAAAAGAAAAACUGGGAAGAAAAUCGUCAGUGCCGGUAGCAAAGAAAUUGCAAGUAAUCGUCCAACAGACGUCAAGCUAAAUAUGAUAGAUGGACAAGCUAAAUAUGUUGUUAAUCAAAAUAUAAAAGAAGGAACUCGAAACAACAGUAAAAGUAGCCCAACGAAAAUGGCAGCAUCAUUACAGCUGUUGAAGAAAAUAAAUAUGAAAGAAAGGAACUGUAUACUUUCAGAACAUAUUUACGAAAAAAUAUCUAAAACAGAAGAUAGUUUAGAUAAUUUUUCCAUAUCUAAAAAUAAUCAGUCCCAUACAAGUAAUAAAGAAACACAAAAUCAGUCAAUAAAUCCAAAUAACGUUGACAACAGCCAUACUCCUGAACAAGGGCAUUCAUAUAUUAUUUGUGGUGAAAGUUGCACUUGUUCUCCUUUUUUGGAAAGACAUAAUAAUACUGGUAAAAAGCCGUAUUCAUGUAAUAUAUGUAGUAAAAGUUUUACUAACCCUGUUAGUUUGAAACGACAUACUAGAUCACAUAGCCAUGAAAAGCCAUAUUCUUGUAAUGUUUGUGGUAAGGGUUUUACGGUAUCCUGCAAUUUGAAGAACCAUAAAAAUGCACACAAUGAAGAAAUACCUUAUUCAUGUAAUAUAUGUGGAAAGACUUUUCUUUACCCUAAUGGAUUGAAGGAACAUAAAACAAUACAUAGUAGUGAAAAGCAGUAUUCGUGUUCUGUGUGUGGUAAGAGUUUCAAUCGAUCUAAUUGUUUAAGAGCACACCAGACUGUGCAUACCAAUGAAAAACCGUAUUCAUGUAAUGUAUGCGGCAAUGUAUUCAAAACAUCGAAUGCAUUGAAAAUACAUAUGAAAAUACAUACCGGAGAAAAACUAUAUUCAUGUAACAUAUGUGGUAAAAGUUUCCAUCAAUCGGGUACACUGAAAAUACAUUAUAGAACACAUACCGGUGAAAAGCCAUUUUCAUGUAGUAUUUGUGGUAAGAGUUUCAAUCAAUCUGGUCAUUUACAGUUACACAUUAGUAUGCAUAUGGGGGAAAAAAAUUAUUCGUGUAACAUGUGUGGUAAAAAAUUCCAUCAAUCUGGCGCAUUGAAAACACAUAUUAGAACACAUAACGGUGAGAGGCCCCAUUCAUGUAACAUAUGCUGUAAAAAUUUCCUUACUUCUAGUAAUUUGCAAAGACAUUAUAGAACACAUACAAAUGAGAAGCCGUAUUGAUGUAAUGGUUGCACUUAAUGUAUAUAAUAUAAUAAUGUAAUACAACAUAUUGGUGGAAGGCCUAUAAA
Molecule: messenger RNA, 1300 nt
Organism: Leptidea sinapis
Lineage: Eukaryota; Metazoa; Arthropoda; Insecta; Lepidoptera; Pieridae
Product: zinc finger protein 239-like
Exons: 1
Coding region: 93-1232 (379 amino acids)
Biological process (GO): regulation of transcription by RNA polymerase II
Molecular function (GO): RNA polymerase II cis-regulatory region sequence-specific DNA binding; DNA-binding transcription factor activity
Source: RefSeq, a predicted model, not a curated record